AUGGAUGUAUUGAAUAAAAAUCGUAGGAAUAGAUAUGAUAGGGUUAUGUCUCGUGUGAGUAAUCAGCCUCGGUCUGCAUCGAAGUCGAAUUCUUUUGUUACGCGCCAUGAUAUACCAUCAUCGGUGCGAGUUGGCGCGAAACCAUCUGUUUCAAAUGUGAGUUCAAGUGUUUUCAGUGAACUUCCAACAGUUUUGAACGAUUUUGUGCCAGAAUCGAGUGGUAAGAAAGUGAGUAAAACGUUUGUGGUGAAGCCCCGUAAGACUCUAAAAUCUUUGGACCCUUCGAAAUCGCGUCCAAUUUUAAAUCCUAAAGAGUUAAAUAAGAAACCUUCGAAUAACCGUGUGCCCGUCUCAGCUCCCUCAGUUUUGCGUGCUAAUGGAGAGAAAUGGUCUGAAACGCAUCUAAGGGAUUGCUUAUCCAGCAGAUCUCACUCAAGAUUAAAAGAACUAAAGAAUGAGAUUCAUGCUUACCAUGAAACAGAAAAGCUAAUGAGAAUCCGCAGUAGUUUGUUCAAGAAGUGUGGUGUAGUUUUGGAUGAUGUGGGUAACAUAGCUGCUGAUAAAGCUGUCCAGGUAGAAGAAUUGGCAUCCAUAGAUCAUGCCGAAGUGCCAAAUGAAACUAGGUAA
Arctia plantaginis is the source of this 627-nucleotide messenger RNA. The record is from the annotation of a GenBank genome assembly. NCBI's taxonomy places the organism in Eukaryota, Metazoa, Arthropoda, Insecta, Lepidoptera, Erebidae.